AUGGCGCGGAGUUGGAUGGUUGGCGGAACGGCAGUGGCGGCGCUGGCGUCUGUGCUGGCGGCGUGCGCCACCGCGCUGCACGCGAGUGGCGGAGACAUGGGGCUGCACCCCAUGCCGCGCAUCUUCCCCUUCCUUUGCCAAUGCGAGGACGAGCAUGGCGUGCUGGACGAGGGCAUCGCGCGCUGCCAGCUCGCCAGCGACUUCCUCAUAGCCCUGGCCUACUUCUCCAUUCCGCUCGAGCUCGUCUACUUCUUCCUGCGAGCCAAGGUCUUGCCCCAUCGCUGGGUGCUGCUGCAGUUCGGCCUCUUCAUCGUGCUCUGCGGUCUGACCCAUUUGGUCAACAUGUGGACGUACGGCCCCCACCCCAGCGCCGUGGCAGUGCUACAGACGGUACUCAAAGUGCUCUGUGCGGCUGUCUCCUGUGCCACGGCCUUCCUGCUCGUCACCAUCAUUCCCGUUCUGCUCAAUGUCAAGGUCCGAGAGCUCUUCCUGCAGCAUAAAGCGGCGCAGCUGGAUAGAGAAAUGGACGUGAUGAGGCGCAAGGAGGAGGUGGGGCGGCACGUGCGCAUGCUGACAUACGAGAUCCGCCAGUCUCUGGACCGACACACCAUCCUCAACACCACCCUCGUGGAGCUCGCCCAGGCUCUCAUGCUCGAAAACUGCACCAUCUGGAUGCCGCACCCCUCCGGCUCCUGUUUGGAGCUAACUCACGAGUUGGAGAGGCGGCUAGUGCAAGCGCCGGUGCUCGUCCCUCUCUCCGACCCCACAGUGCAGUCCCUCAUCCACACGCCCCGCGCCCUCCGCAUCUCCCCCUCCUCCUUCAUCGGCCGCGCCUCCGCCUCCCGUACCGCCCACAGCACCUCCCUUGCUGCUGUGCGCCUGCCCAUCCUGCCCCUCGAAGCUAUGGCCGAUGCUGCUGCGGCUGCCGAUGCCGCUGCUGCAGCAGCGGUGGCGGUGGCGGCAGCAGCAGGGGCGUCUGGGGGUGCGGGUGGGGUUGAGGCAGCUGGUGAGGAUGUGAAUGCGAGUGGGGGAGAAAGCAGUCCUUUUCUUGGGAGUGGUGGUGCUGAUGGUGGUAAUUCAGCAGGAGGAAGAGAGGGUGGGAGUGGCGGGGCAGGAGAGGAGAGGGUGGGGGGGGUGGUGCCGGUAUAUGGACUCAUGGUGCUCGUGUUGCAUGGGGAUGCCAGAAGGCAGUGGAAGGCGCACGAGGUGGAGAUGGUGGAGGUGGUAGCAGACCAGGUGGCAGUGGCCCUCUCCCACGCUGCCGUGCUGGAGGAGACGCAGAGGCGGAGGGACGAGCUGGAGGAGAAGAACCGAACGCUGCAGGCAGCGCGGCAGAGAGCAGAGGUGGCAGUGAUGGCGAGGAACGACUUCCUGGCUGUGAUGAAUCAUGAGAUGCGGACUCCGCUCCACUCCAUCACUGCUCUCGCUUCCAUUCUCAAUGAGGAAGACCUGACACCGGAGCAAGCACCCAUGGUGGCGACUGUGCUGCGCAGUGCCUCCCUGCUCACUUCGCUCAUCACUGACGUGCUCGACUUCAGCCGACAGGAGGAGAGUCUGCAUCUGGAGAAGCGUCCCUUUGACCUGCGAAAGCUGUGCCGGGAAGCCGGGAAGCUGGCGUGGCCGCUGGUGCGGUCCAAGGGGCUGCACUUCUCCCUGGAGGUGGCGGGGGUGGUGCCUCGAUACGUGGUGGGCGAUGAGAAAAGGCUGCUGCGAUUAAUGCUGCAUCUGAUUGGGCGAGCUGUGAAGAAGACGGAUGAGGGCUUUGUGUCGGUGCGGGUAUCAGUGGACGAUGGGCAGACCCCCCGGCCCCACUCCUCCCAGUCCUCCUUCACAGUCGGUGAUGGCCCUGCUGCUGCUUCUUUCCGCCCUGCUGCUGCCGCUGCAGCUGCCGCGGCAGGGGAGAAUUCGCUCGGCCUCCAGCCACACACGCCGUGGGAGUUGCUGCUGGGUCAAGACUUGCUAGUCGAGGACAAUGUGGCGAAUCGCAUCGCGACACAUCAGAUGCUGCUGACGCUGCGGUGCCACGUCAGCAGCGUGGGCAGUGCGCAGGAGUGCCAGAUGGAGCUGACCACGCGCAAGAGCCCCGCAGUCCCGCCGGUGGAUGUCGUGCUGCUGGAUGUCUGCAUGCCCGAUGUUGACGGCUUUGAAGUGGCCCGCCGCAUCCACUGCCUCUUCCGUCCCGACGAGCGGCCUUUGAUAGUGGGUCUCACUGCACGCACGGACAGUGGCAUGCCAGAGGCAUGCGUAGCAGCAGGCAUGGAUGCUGUGUUGCUCAAGCCAGUCACGAACCGACAGUUGGCAGCUACUCUGUGUCAUGUGCUCAAUGGUGUGUGA
Molecule: messenger RNA, 2334 nt
Organism: Closterium sp. Naga37s-1
Lineage: Eukaryota; Viridiplantae; Streptophyta; Zygnematophyceae; Desmidiales; Closteriaceae
Source: the annotation of a GenBank genome assembly